AUUUUUAAAUCCUACCCUCGUAGAAACAUAUUAUAUGCUCCAACUGGUUAUAAAUGGCGUGGAUAGCAGGGCUCUUCAUUUCAUUUUCUACCUUGCCUUGCCUCCCUACUCUCACCUCAUUUCACAUAAAUAUGGUUGUUCCAACCAAAAAAGCUAUGAACCAAAGGCUUGCGUCGUGGACGUUGGUUGUUGGGUUGUUUGUAGUAUCGUGUGUGGCAGAGCUUGAGCGGUUUGAACACGCAGGCAAACCAGAUGGGUCUCUGAGCUUCUUGGUGGUCGGAGAUUGGGGAAGGAGAGGACACUAUAACCAAUCUCAAGUUGCUUUUCAGAUGGGGAAAAUUGGAGAGCAAUUAGAUAUCGACUUCAUAAUCUCAACCGGCGAUAAUUUUUACGACAAUGGUUUGACCGGCGUUGACGAUCCAUUGUUCCAUCAAUCCUUCACUGAUAUUUAUACAGCUCCCAGCUUGCAAAAACAAUGGUACAAUGUGUUGGGUAAUCAUGAUUACAGGGGCAACGCUGAGGCUCAAUUAAGUCCCAUCCUCACAAAGAUGGAUAACAGAUGGCUUUGUUUGAGAUAUUUUGUCCUCAAUGCUGGACCUGAAAUAGCAGAAUUUUUCUUUGUGGACACUACUCCAUUCGUAACCAAAUACUUCACUGACCCGGAAGAUCAUGUUUAUGACUGGAAAGCCAUAUUACCCAGAGAGAAAUACCUUAACAAUCUUUUGAUGGAAGUGGAAUCGGCAUUAGGAGAAUCCAGGGCAAAGUGGAAGAUAGUAGUAGGUCACCAUGCAAUCAAGAGUGCAGGACACCAUGGGAACGCUAAGGAGCUCAACAUUCAUCUCCUUCCACUUCUUCAGACAUACGACGUUGAUCUUUAUAUUAAUGGGCAUGACCAUUGCUUACAGCACAUAAGCAGCAGUGACAGUGGAACCCAAUUCAUGACAAGUGGAGGGGGAUCAAAGGCAUGGAGGGGAGACGUGAGUUGGUGGAAUCCACAAGAACUGAAAUUUUAUCAUGAUGGACAAGGUUUCAUGUCAGUGGAAAUGACUCCCACUGAAGUUAGCAUUAAAUUCUAUGACGUUUUUGGUAAUGUUUUGCACAAUUGGAGCAGUUCCAAGCAACUUUCUUUUGCUAUCUAAGCCAACGUUUUAAGCCUUUAAAACACCUUCCAUUGCCUGACCAAGGAGCUGCAAUAUCAGAAGCAGGGGAAAUGAAUAGGAGACGAACUCUGUUAAUAUGUUUUCUUUGGUACAAGAAAUUUAGAUUUGGAAGUAUAAGCGUAUGUUAUUUUUAAAAUUAUAUGCAAGAAUCAAGUAAGCUAAACUUUUAUUGUGUUGAA
Molecule: messenger RNA, 1339 nt
Organism: Gossypium raimondii (Peruvian cotton)
Lineage: Eukaryota; Viridiplantae; Streptophyta; Magnoliopsida; Malvales; Malvaceae
Product: purple acid phosphatase 8
Exons: 6
Coding region: 54-1139 (361 amino acids)
Molecular function (GO): ferrous iron binding; acid phosphatase activity; ferric iron binding
Source: RefSeq, a predicted model, not a curated record